Phragmites australis (common reed) is the source of this 4202-nucleotide messenger RNA. RefSeq lists its product as uncharacterized. Gene Ontology annotation, molecular function: ADP binding. The record is from RefSeq and is a predicted model, not a curated record. Lineage: Eukaryota; Viridiplantae; Streptophyta; Magnoliopsida; Poales; Poaceae. Bases 555 to 3683 code for a protein of 1042 amino acids. The transcript is spliced from 2 exons.
UUUUUUCUCACUUGCCCUGUUGACUUUGCUCACAAAGAAGGCGUGGCCAUGACGCGCCUCGCGUCCUCCGCUGAAGCUUCCGCGAUCGAUCGCCGGUGAGGUGAUGCCGUCCCGCUCUGCCAUGGCUGCUAGUAGCUAGGCCUCAGACCGCUGCGGAUUCUCUUGUCGGUCUCACGUUUCCUGGUGGAGCAUCCGGUUCCUAGGUACUACCAAACAUUCUCUGGUAAACCCGUCCAGGCCGGGAGCUCUUCUUUGCUGUGGGUGGAGCACGUGUGUUGUCAAGAUUGCACACGAGCGGGAUUUUUGGAUUCAGAUGGGUGCUUGUGGAUUGGAUGGGUGUUUCUGUGUUGAGGUGAUCGGUUGGUUGUCUGCUCGUCUCUGAUUUGGUGGAGUGGGAAUUUCGCUGAUUGUGGCGGUGGUGACCAGGAGGAGGCACGCCAUGUGUUUGCGGAAUUGUGGCAGCCAGCGCUGAGUCCUGGAUUCCCUCAAGAAAGGAGCUGCUCUUUGCGCGGUGAUCUGAGGUGGAAUUCUCCCCGAGUUCUUGAAGCGGAGCCAUGGACGUCGUGCAAGUUCUUGCCUCGGCGACGCAACUUGUGUCGGCGAUGGUGUCCGCGGUCGGGGCUCUCGAGCAGGCGGCCUCGGACUUCGCCGAAGCGCCGAGGCGGCUCCAAGUACUCGAGGACUUCGUGUCCGACCUCGAGGCACUGACGCAGCAGGCGAAGCAGAGGCAUGCGCACAAGAUGCACGGGCCACAGCUCGAGCGCCAGUUCCAGAGCCUGAGCAGGCUCAUGGACCAGCUCCACGCUAACAUCGCCAAGGCGAGGCUGGUCCUCAAGAAGGGGAAGGGGAAAGGGUUUGCCAGGGUGGUGCGGAGCUCUGUUGUCGGGGACCCGCUCAUGAAGUACGUCAAGCUGAUCAGGGACGACCUCAACUGGUGGCUGGAGUUGCAGGAGUUGACCCAGAGCGUCGGUGAUGCCCUAGCGUCUACCGCUAAGAGCACGCCAUCUUUGGUGAGAGUCAAGUCAGAGCAUGGCUAUCCAGUGUCAAAGAAGUGCAGCUAUGUCAGGGAGCUGCUGGAGAGGGAUGUCGGUCAUCGAGUCGUCCUGAUUGUCGGGUUAUCUGGUAUUGGGAAGUCUUGUCUUGCUCGACAAAUAGCUUCUGAUCCGCCUGGUAACUUUGUAGAUGGGGCAAUUGAGGUUAGUUUCGGGCGGUGGUGUAGCAGAGCAGCAUGCAAUGGGAGCAGGAGUGAAUACCAUAAGCGUCUGGUUAGGAAGAUCUGCAAGUUCUUAGUGCAGAUCGGUUCCAUGACUGUCAAUGGGGAGAUGGGAAAAGAUCUUGAUGAUGUAUGUUGCUUGCUCCAUACAGCGUUGGUUGGAAGGAACAUGUUGAUCCUACUUGAUGAUGUCUGGGAGCAAGACAUUGUUGAUCGCUUCACAAAAUUAUAUGAUAACGAUUGCCGGUAUCUUGUGACAACAAGGGAUGAAGCGAUCUAUGAGAUAGCAGAAGCGGAAAAAGUUGAAAUAUCCAAAGAUGACAUUAAGGAGAUCAGCAAGGAAAUUCUUCUCUAUCACAGCCUUCUUACCGUCAGAGAGCUUCCGCCUGCUGCAAACAUCUUGCUGGAUCGUUGUGGUCACCAUCCCCUUACAGUUGCCGUCAUGGGCAAGGCUCUCAGGAAGGAGAGCAGAGUGGAAAAAUGGGAGAAAGCCAUAUCCAACCUUUCCACAUAUGCCACUUGUGCACCAGGGCCAGUUUCAUAUGUCAAUGAGAAAGACGUGGAGACCACAUUGACCAUAUUUGGAUCUUUUGAGUUUAGCUUAGAAGCAAUGCCAGAAAAUUCAAGAGGUUUUUUCGUAGUUCUUGCAGCUAUCUCUUGGGAAGAACCUGUUCCAGAGGCUUGCCUGGAAUCCAUUUGGUCAGCACUUGUGCAGGACAGUUUGUUCUCUCUCGUAGUUUCAAAACUAGUAGAAGGCUCACUUAUUAUCAAACUGGAGGACCAACUGUUGUAUCACAUGCAUGACAUGGUUUCGCUUUACCUUGAGAACAAAACAACUGAUGCUGUUCGUACUCUUUUAUCUGAAUCAUUUUCUGAAUAUGCUGCAUUAGUGGCUCCUUGGCUUUUUGUUUUUGGAAAAGAGUGCGUGAAAAGGCCAGCUGAACAGAAGAUGAGAUCGUUCUUUUCUCUGCUAGAGUUCGUGGAGAUUGAGAUUUUAUUGGAAAGCACGACUCAAGCUCUCAUGGCAUGCAGAUCCAUAUCUGACUUUGAGGCAAGCAGACUUGGGUUCAGCAAAAUACUUGGCCCUCAAAUAGCAGAGAUAAUUUCUGUUGGGUCAUCAGCUCUCAUUUUUGCAGUCACCAGGGCAAUUACGGUUAUCUUUUUCCAAUUAGACUAUGUAAAUCUUGCCCAGUCUCUUGAAACAGCAGGUUCCAUGGAUAAGUUAAUUGGUCUUCUUGGUGUCUGUGAAGAUUCUUCCACUCUAGUUAACAUUUCUACUGUUCUUGCCAAGAUAUCUGAGCAUGUUGAUUCCUCAACUGCUGAUGAAAUUUUGUCAAGAAUUCCCAUGGACCGAAUUGCAGAUCUUUUGUCUCCAGAAAAUGAGCAGUGGCAUGAACUCGUGUUUACAGCUCUUGCAUCUUUGAUAAAAGUUGGAAAGUUAAAGGCUGUUGAGACCAUGAUCGAAUCAGGAAUUGACAAGAAACUUCUUGUACUUCUAGGCAGCGGUUCCGAGAUCUCACAGCAUCAUGCAAUUGUUAUGCUCAAAACUUUCUGUGAGCUUGGUGCACCACUUCAAGGGUGCAUGGGGCCUGCAGUGUUGAUUCAUUUGCCCUGGCAUGCUCGGCUCAGCUUGGAGAGAUUUGUUUUAUUUGACCAAAAUGUGCCUCCAUCUCCAAAGCCUCAACAAUCUUUUGAGGUGAUUCUUCAUAAGAUCCUACAAAGGGACAACAAAGAUGUCAUUGAAGCUAUCCAAGGUUUGUUACCUUUUGCUGAGAAGGCUAAUGAUUCAAGGGUGCAAGAUCUCCUUUUGGGAAGCAAUCUGUUUGAUAGGUUGGCAUUUCUCCUGCAAUGCAGAGAAGUCGAAAGCAAUCAAGUGAGGUCUCAGUCUGCCUUUCUGGUGAUGAAAUUAGCCUGCACUGGAGGAGAGCCGUAUGUCCGUAGGUACCUGGAGCUUAAUAUUGUUCACGAGCUCAUUGAUAUGAUGCAAUGCAACAUUGAUGAGCUCCAGGAUUCAGCAUAUUAUGCCCUCCAUAAGAUUGUCUUCGCAAAGGGUGGAUCGCUUGUCUUACAAAGAUUUCUACAACUAGGAACCAUAGAAAAAUUGGUGAACUUGCUCGACCGCAAGUCUGUGAAGACAAAGGAUCUAGCCAUGCAACUUUUGGUGGACAUUGUGGUGGUCGGAACCAAACCCUGCAUUGAAAGAAUGCUCUCCUCUCAAGUCAUUGAGAAGUUUGUGGCCCUUGAGAAAGCCGGUGGGUCUUUCAGUGGAGCGGUGUCGAGAUACAUCCAAGGAUUGAACAUGUGCAAGAAUGUCCAGUCUGCUGAGAGAUCGGUGAUGAAGCAACAUAUUUUGAGGAAGGUGAGAUCGGCAGUGAGAGGUCAUAAGCUGGAGGCAAGCCUAGUGGCCUCUGUGGAGGCCUGCAUUGCUGAAGGUUCUAAAGGCGCCAGCAGUAGCAGGAAAAAGAAGUAGCAUUUGGCUGCGCAUUUCAGCAACCAGAACAUACAGAUUCUACUUAUGCCAAUUGCAUAUUCAGAGGAUGACUCAUCAGUUAAGAUAUUUCUUUCGACAUUGCUAAUUUUACAACGCUGGACAAUUCUUCUUGAUCGUUUUGGCAUUGGACAUUGAUCUUCGUCUGAUGUGGAUUUCAGCACUGAGAACCCAAGAAUUCAGAAAUGGUUAACGAAACCAAAUGACAUCUGAAGAAGAUGCAGAAUUGAGUGAAGUAUGCUACUCACUGCUGCCAAGAACCCACCUGAUGCGGGUGACUGAAACAUCUAUGACUUGUUACGUGGAUCUUGGUCCGCAUUCCUUGUGCACUGCGAUGUACAAAUUUCGUUGUAUCCUCAGAUAGUCAGAUACAUGUUCUCUGUUAUAAAAUAAUCCCUCCAGUCACAAAAGAAUGACUUCUUGGGAUACAUAUAGUCAAACUUUGUAAAGUUUAGUCACUGAUAUUUUUUUAAUGAAUAUGUAGGGCAACGUGUUUAGCGA